AUGAAUCCGUUACUUUUUAACGAUAGAGCAUUAAAGGGUCCAGGAGUAAUUGCUCGAGUGACACCAACAGGAACACAAUACGUGGCAUCUGUAGUUGCUGCUGCCUUUUCUUCUCAUUUUGCUGAUAUUAAACCUCCAAAAGAACGAAAAGAUCACCAAUUGACAUCUGCACCUACAGUAACCCUUCGUCGUUUGAUGCUUGAAACAUUACAGUUGGAUAAACAACUUGUCAGUACGACGACUUCUGAUGGUCUUCUGAGAAUUGCAGUUCGUAAUAUCUCAGUCAGUACUUCAGCUGUUUUGGCGGGAGAAUUAAGAGGAAUCAAACUUCAAGAUAGUGUCACAUUCCGAACUCCAAGUUUAAGACUAGAUGUAGCCAUUCGAAUUACGAAAAAUGGUGGAGGAAAUCCAGCAUUAAAAAUGGAAACAUGCAAAAUUACGACUCAAGGAAUCAAAUUAAUCACAAAGCCAAUGGAUCCACGAAAUGGAAAAUCACUUGCCGAUGCAAUUGCAAACGAUGCGAAUUCCAUUUUCUCGGAUAUGAUAUGUUCAAAAAUUGAUCACAUCGUCACUAACAGAGUCAACCAACGUUUUGCUCUCCUUUCCAGUCGCAUUUCCUUAGAAGAUUCCAAAAAUUUUGAUAUUGUGAAGAUAAUUAUGCAAGCUGAGGAGAGAAUGAAAAGACUUGUCAGACAGAAUAGACUCAGAUCAAACCAAACGAUUCGAAGAAAUGUUCACGCUCAUAAUGCGAGAAGAGUAUCGAGAGAUCCAGUUAGAGGAAAACGACAAAUGGAUGAGGACAAGUUCCAUUUGAUUCUCAAUUCUUUCAAUUUCUCUCGUGCCGAUUCCCUGAUGCUUGAUUACUCAAUGAUCACAUCUCCAUCUCUCACUUCUCGUGGAAUUGAGCUUCAAACAUCUGGAGAAGUCUUCCAAUCAGGUCAUGUGACUCCAUUCGGAGCUGGUCCCAUAUUCUUGCCACGUGUUCCAAAUCCAUCUCAAAUGCUUCAAAUUGUUGUCAGUGACUUCGUUCCAAAUGCGUUGAUGUUCCAUGGACAUCGAAUCAAACUCUUCGAUACUCGAAUCGAUUGGACAACUCCACAAUUUGGGCCAGUCAUGAGAACAACUUGUGACUUGAGUACUGGAUCAUUGUUCUGUAUUGGAGAUUUAUUCCCAGCACUCAGAGAAAUGUUACCUGAUAGAAAUAUUGCAUUCGUAUUCACAACAUUGAAAGCUCCAGCAGUUAUUGUACAACCAGAAGAGAAAGGAGGAAUCCACUUCAGUCUACUUGGUCUCAUUCGUUUGGUUUCUGAUAGAAAUGAGCCAAUUGGAGAAAUGGAAAUUCGAAUUGAAGCUCUUAUGAAAAUGAAGUUGACACCAAAAAGUGUAAAAGGAAAGGUGACGAUUGAAGAGAUUCAAUUUACAUCUCGUUCUCCACGAAUUCUACUCCAAGAAGAGCUCGAUGACGCUGGUUUCUUAUCUCGUGAAAUUCUUCAACGAAUGGUUAAUGAUAUCCUCCGACAGGGAAUUCCAAUUCCAAUUCAUCCACUUUUCAAACUUGUCAAACCGAAGCUUACUCUUAUGUCUCGCUCAUUACUUUUGGAAACAAAUUUCUUGCUGAAUGAGCAUAUUAUUGCUCAAUUAACAGCAGAAACACUUGUUGCAUAG
Molecule: messenger RNA, 1665 nt
Organism: Caenorhabditis remanei
Lineage: Eukaryota; Metazoa; Nematoda; Chromadorea; Rhabditida; Rhabditidae
Exons: 8
Coding region: 1-1665 (554 amino acids)
Molecular function (GO): lipid binding
Source: RefSeq, a predicted model, not a curated record